This is a messenger RNA of Apus apus (common swift), 2772 nucleotides long. It is a transcript of the gene ZNF648, whose product is annotated as zinc finger protein 648. Lineage: Eukaryota; Metazoa; Chordata; Aves; Apodiformes; Apodidae. The record is from RefSeq and is a predicted model, not a curated record. Bases 823 to 2037 code for a protein of 404 amino acids. The transcript has 2 exons.
GUCUUUUAAGAGAGAAGUUAAGGGGGUGUGAAGGAGGAGGUGGAGGUUGGAGGAGCAGCCAAGGUACCCAGCAAGAUGGGAGAAAUGCCAUUCUGUGUGACUGCAGGUUUAAAGCAGGUGAGUGAAAGCUUCUUGUCCACAGAGGCUGCUGGGAACAAUCUAGAAAACCUCUCGUCAACCCCUUCUUUGGCGUGGCUUGAAUGAAAGCACCUUCUUCGUGAGGAAGUUUGUUACUUGGAGGGAUAUUUCUGACCCACUACCAUUGCUCGUAUUUUCUGCAGGCAAGGGUGGUCUGCAGAGGGAGUUUAACCCAGAGAAUUUGCAGCUGUUUCAGUGGGCCAGCUCUGCAGGAUUACUAGCAGUGCUUUGAAGGGUGAUUAGGAAGCUUUCCGGGCAGCUCUUUCGUGCCUUUCCUUGUAUAUUUCUCCUUUGCAUGGUACUAGCUGGCAGUGGCUCAGGGGAUUGUAAAUAGCCUCAAGACAGUUACAAUAAUGCUGGUCAGGGUGGGAGGCCAAAGGUGCUCCCGGGCUCUCCAGACCCCACUUCCAUACGUUAAUUCUGGGUUUGGCUGUUUGACACGGUUUCUGGGUCUCGUUGCAUUCUCUUAAGUAGCUCCUGAAGGACAACACCUUGUGACUGGUGCUCCUACUUCAAAAUCAGCAAGGUAAAUACAAGGGUCAAGCGUGAAUCCUAGGAAGAAGACCUGUGGUGGGGGCAGCUAUGGUGUAGGACUUUGCCUGAAGUGUUUGCACCCCAGAUUUCUGAAGACUUCUCAUCUUUAGGGAGAACUGGGAAGAGAGCUGAGAAUGAGAUGGACUCACCAUGAAAGACCUGAAGCUGUUGGUAUGCACAUCAUCAGUGAGCUGCAGAUGGAUGCAGCGUCCACCUCAGAGGACAGAUGUCAGUGUGGCCUGGGACUCUGAGAAUAACAUUUGCGACACAGGUGAGGAGCAUUCCAAUUAUUGCAGAAAGACCCCUCAGCAGGUGGGCCACACAUCCAGCCUCCAGGAGGUAGCCAUGAAUUACUCGCAGAGGUGCAAUCCUCCUUGUAACUCUGCUGGACCUUCGGGUAAGCAGGAGCUUCCUGCAGGGUUGCAGCGUGAAGACAAAGAAACCUGUGAGACAAAGAACCGAGGUGAGAGUGCAGCUGUCCCGUCCAGUACCAACUUCCACCUGCAGUGUGAAGGUGAAGGUUUAGAGCACUGUUCCUCUGAGGGCUCCAGGAAGCCACGGAGAAGACUACGUGAUGGUAACGAAAACACCGUUCAUGUGUUUGAUGAGGACCUGGAGCCCAUCUCUAGGGAGCCUUUGCCACAUCAGUGCAAGAAGUGUGGUUCCUCCUUCCAGGAGGUGAGCGAGCUGCAGAAACACGAGCGAACGCACCUGGUGGAGAACUCGUACCGGUGUCCCACCUGCUCCAAAGAGUUCUUCCGGGCGGCGAAUCUGCGAAUGCACAAGCUCAUCCAUUCUAGUGACAGGCCACACAAGUGUCCCGAGUGUGACAAGGGUUUCAUCCGCACGGCCGAUGUCUGGAGGCACCUGCGCAACGUGCACAAGAUCGAGCGCUCCAUGGUGAUCCUGGGGAACGGGGUGGCCAGGAACCCGUGGUCGGUAGUGCGCCGUGCCCAGCGCCCUGUGGAGCACCCUGACCAGCCUUGCGUGGAAGACCAGAAGCCUGAGGAGGAUGACUGCAAGCCUCACGCCUGUCCCACCUGCGGCAAAAGCUUCGAGAAGCCCAACCUGCUUUCCAAACACAAGGUGGUCCACCGGCGAGGCAAGCCCUACAAGUGUGAGGAGUGUGGCCUGGCCUUCGUCCAGCUGCUCAGGCUGAGAAGGCACCAGCAGACUCACUCUGGGGAGCGGCCUUUCUAUUGCGAGGAGUGCGGCGGGACCUUCACCCGGCUGGCGUCGCUCCAGCGCCAUCACCGCAUCCACACCGGAGAGAAGCCCUACUCCUGCAAACACUGCGGUCACUCCUUCGCGGAGUCGGGCACCCUGCGGCGCCACGAGCGCACGCACGAGCUGGGCAGAUCUUAAUUCCUGAGCUCCCUUGCGGUCGUGGUCUCCUCACUUGCUUCUUACCUGCAGGAGGCCUGCAGAGCUGGGCUGGAGAAAGCACUUUGCUGCGUAUUCUCUGGGCCUGUUUCCCAGCAGGAGCUGAUAGGGAGCAAUAAGUCGUGGGGAUCUCGGGCACUUGUACUGGUAGAGGUUGCACUCGCUCGCUUUAAACUGGCCUCGUAGGACAAAAAUAACCUGAUUACCACUGAGGAACAAAAUGUGAGACUUUGGAAGACUUGAAAUCGCUCACCGUUGCUUCAGGUCGCUGAACUGAGGAUGCAUCAGCUUGAGCUUGAGGGUGCACGAGUUGUGAGACCUCUCUGCAGUCUUGGUCACUGCAUGAAUUGGCCUGGUCACCUUCUGGAGUGUGGUGGCUCUUUGGCGCUGGGUUUGGAUAUCUGUUCUUGCAGGUCUUUGCUUGUGUCCCUCUCCCUUCUGUCCUUGCAUUUUGCCCGGUUUUUCUUUCUGUUAACGUUUGGUUUUUUUAAUCGGGAGGGGAAGUACCAAGUUGGUUAUUUAAAAAAAAAACAAACCACCCCAAACCACAAAACGGUUCCUUAAUAAACUCAACAGUUUCAUGAAUGUUUCUAUCGAAGGGAGUAUCAGUCCUGUUGUGUGUUGAGUUGAAUAUCUGUUAAGAAUGGAAAGAGAGUUUUAUUUUCACUAUGACAGGGCAUGUUGUUGGGAUAAGGGAUCUGAAUGCAUUUGUGUCUG